Molecule: messenger RNA, 2153 nt
Organism: Penaeus vannamei (Pacific white shrimp)
Lineage: Eukaryota; Metazoa; Arthropoda; Malacostraca; Decapoda; Penaeidae
Source: RefSeq, a predicted model, not a curated record
CUUUUGUAUGAACUUCCUUCAGACACAGAAUCGGACUCUGAUUUCCUUUGCAGAUGAAGUUCCUGACAGUGUUGGCUUGCGUCGUGGCCGCCGCCGUGGCCAGCCCCUCCCUCCGCCAGCAAUGGCGUGACUUCAAGGCUGAGCACGGCCGCCGCUACGCCAGCGUGCAGGAGGAGCGCUACCGCCUGUCGGUGUUCGAGCAGAACCAGCAGUUCAUCGACGACCACAACGCCAGGUUCGAGAACGGCGAGGUCACGUUCACGCUCCAGAUGAACCAGUUCGGCGACAUGACCUCCGAGGAGUUCACCGCCACCAUGAAUGGCUUCCUCAACGUUCCCAGCCGUCGGCCGACUGCGAUCCUGAGAGCCGACCCCGACGAGACUCUCCCGAAGGAGGUGGACUGGCGCACCAAGGGCGCCGUGACGCCCGUCAAGGACCAGAAGCAGUGCGGCUCCUGCUGGGCCUUCUCCACGACGGGGUCCCUGGAGGGCCAGCACUUCCUGAAGGACGGCAAGCUGGUGAGUCUGUCCGAGCAGAACCUCGUCGACUGCUCCGACAAGUUCGGCAACAUGGGCUGCAUGGGCGGCCUCAUGGACCAGGCCUUCCGCUACAUCAAGGCCAACAAGGGCAUCGACACCGAGGACUCCUACCCGUACGAGGCUCAGGACGGUAAGUGUCGCUUCGACGCCUCCAACGUCGGCGCCACCGACACCGGCUACGUGGACGUCGAGCACGGCAGCGAGAGCGCCCUCAAGAAGGCCGUGGCCACCAUCGGCCCCAUCUCCGUGGCCAUCGACGCCUCCCAGCCGUCCUUCCAGUUCUACCAUGACGGCGUGUACUACGAGGAGGGCUGCUCGUCCACGAUGCUGGACCACGGCGUGCUGGCGGUGGGCUACGGCGAGACGGAGAAGGGCGAGGCCUACUGGCUGGUCAAGAACUCGUGGAACACCUCCUGGGGCAACAAGGGCUACAUCCAGAUGUCGCGCGACAAGAAAAACAACUGCGGCAUCGCCAGCCAGGCUUCCUACCCGCUGGUCUACGAAAAACGUGGAAGGGGGAAGGCGGCUUCAGAGUCCGUCGAGAUGAAGUCCCUGGCAGUAUUGGCAUGCGUCGUGGCCGUGGCCGUAGCCACUCCGUCCCUCCGCCAGCAGUGGCAGAACUUCAAGGCUGAGCACGGCCGCCGCUACGCCAGCGUGCAGGAGGAGCGCUACCGCCUGUCGGUGUUCGAGCAGAACCAGCAGUUCAUCGACGACCACAACGCCAGGUUCGAGAACGGCGAGGUCACGUUCACGCUCCAGAUGAACCAGUUCGGCGACAUGACAUCCGAAGAGAUCGUGGCCACAAUGAACGGAUUCCUCGGCGCUCCCACCCGUCGACCGGCGGCCGUCCUGAAGGCUGACGACGAGACUCUCCCGGAAAAGGUGGACUGGCGCACCAAGGGCGCCGUGACGCCCGUCAAGGACCAGAAGCAGUGCGGCUCCUGCUGGGCCUUCUCCACGACGGGGUCCCUGGAGGGCCAGCACUUCCUGAAGGACGGCAAGCUGGUGAGCCUCUCAGAGCAGAACCUCGUCGACUGCUCCGACAAGUUCGGCAACAUGGGCUGCAUGGGCGGCCUCAUGGACCAGGCCUUCCGCUACAUCAAGGCCAACAAGGGCAUCGACACCGAGGACUCCUACCCGUACGAGGCUCAGGACGGCAAGUGUCGCUUCGACGCCUCCAACGUCGGCGCCACCGACACCGGCUACGUGGACGUCGAGCACGGCAGCGAGAGCGCCCUCAAGAAGGCCGUGGCCACCAUCGGCCCCAUCUCCGUGGGCAUCGACGCCUCCCAGUCGACCUUCCAUUUCUAUCACACUGGCGUGUACCACGACGACCACUGCUCCUCGACCAUGCUGGACCACGGCGUCCUGGCGGUGGGCUACGGCAGUGACGAGAACGGCGGGGACUUCUGGCUGGUCAAGAACUCGUGGAACACCUCCUGGGGCGACAAGGGAUACAUCAAAAUGUCCCGAAACAGGAACAACAACUGCGGCAUCGCCAGCCAGGCCUCCUACCCGCUGGUGUAGACGCGAGGUCAAAGGUCAUUUUGGAGAGACCUUUGGUGAUUUUCCUUUGACGCAAUACGAUCUCUAGAAGUACAUUGUUAGUUUUAG